Molecule: messenger RNA, 5405 nt
Organism: Condylostylus longicornis
Lineage: Eukaryota; Metazoa; Arthropoda; Insecta; Diptera; Dolichopodidae
Gene: Pkcdelta
Product: putative protein kinase C delta type homolog
Exons: 8
Coding region: 38-5362 (1774 amino acids)
Biological process (GO): peptidyl-serine phosphorylation; intracellular signal transduction
Molecular function (GO): diacylglycerol-dependent serine/threonine kinase activity; ATP binding
Source: RefSeq, a predicted model, not a curated record
UAUAUACAUAUUGAACAAAUACACAAAAUAGGCAAAAAUGCCUUUAUAUACUGAUUCUUCUGGUUUAUAUUGGGCUCCAAUUGCUACAAGCACCAGUAGAGAUUCUUAUUCAUCAUAUUUACCUGGUGCUUAUACAUCAUACACACGUCCAUUAACAUAUUCUUUACCAUCAACAUCAACUUCGUCAUUACGAUCAAAUUAUGCGAGUAGUUCAAGAUAUCGUCCAAAUUUAUCAACAAUCAGUGAAACACCAUAUACAUCAAGAGGUUUAACUUCUCUAACACGUAUCAAUUCACCGAAAGUUUCAUCAACAGAUAUAACAUCAACAUAUCAUUCAACAUAUACACCGGCACGUCCAAUUAAUAUUAAUACAGCUGAUAUCGAUGUAUCUGAAGAACGUUUUAAAAAAAGUAAUACUAGUAAAUAUCGUAAUUAUAAUUUAUCGACACCAAUUACAACUUCAAUUACAGAAAAUAUUAAUGAAUCGAAAACAGAUAAUUUAGUAGAUGAAUCGAAAACUGAUAUUAAUAAUAAUAACAGGGAUGUAAAAGAACAAAAUGAUGAUAAUAAAGUUACUAAUAAUAACGAAAAUGAUUAUAAUUCUAAUUUUAUUAAUCGAUCAACUAUUAAACGAAAUCGUACAGUUGUACGUUUAUCAAUAUCACGUCCAAGAAAAUCUCAAAAUACUACAAUUAAUUCAUCAUCAUCGGCAUCACCUAAAAAGAAAAAAAUUGUUAAUGAUUCAACAAAUAAUGAUACUGCAAAUACGACCAAUUUAAAUCAUUCAAAUGUUUCCGAUACAGAUAAUUCCGUAUCAUGGCGUCAAAAAGUUGGUGAAGAUUUGUUGAAACCAAUAAAAAAUAUGAAGAAAACACCAGGUGAUUUGAUACGCGAAAAACAUAUUAUUCCAAUUUCGGAUCAAGAAAAUAAAACUGAAGCCCAAAUUAAUGAUGAUCAAGAUAUAGAGGUACCAGAAAAUUUGAAGCCUAAGGAAGGUGAACCAACUGAUUUAAUUGUAGAAGUAGAUAAUGUAACACAUACAGCUAAAAGGCGUUUAAGCAUUCCUAGAUGUCCCGAUUUUCAAGAUUUUUGUGAAGAUAUUUCUUCAGAUAAAUUAGAUGAUGACUUAAAUGCCGGAGAGUUAAGACGUAGGGCUUCUUUAAUACAAGAACAAGAAAUCGAACUAUUAAAUCAACUACAAAAAUCUGCAUCUGGUUCCGUUCAACUUAUACAUUUGGAACGUGUUGAAAGUACACCUGAUUUAGUGCCAUCCACCAAAAGGAAAUCUAAAAAGAAACGUAUUCGACAUAAAAUUACUGCCACUGUUAAUGUUGAUAAUCCAUCACAAUUACUUAGGAUAGAUGAAAAGCUUCCUUUAGAAUCAUCCAAUAAAGAUCAAUCACAAAGCCCAGAAACCGGAAAAAAAUCACCGAAAAUUAUUUACAAUGUUGAUGCUAUUGAAGAAAAUCAAACUGUUGAAACAAUUGUAAAAUUACCGAAAAAGAAAAAGAAAGCUGCAGAUAAAAAGUUAGAAACUAUUGAAAAUAUGAAUGCUUUGGAAGAUUCCCCAAAGACGGCGAAGAUAACAAAAAAUCAAGCACCGUUGAAUGCUAAAAACGGUAAAGUAGAAAAUAUGGAAGAAUGUUUAGUUGAUAAACCAAAACAAAAGAAGACUACUGAUGUGUCUAUUAAACCUAGUAAUGGAACACAAAGUGAAAUAUCAGCACCAAAGACCCCAUUGAAAACGGCGGAUGCUUCACCAGGAAGUCCAAAGACACCAAAAUCGGCACCUCUUAGCCCGUUCAAAAAGCCGAAAGCGUUGGAAUUAAAAAAAUCAGCAACUUCGGUUGACAAUUCUGAAAAAGACUUGACGGCUGCGAAAAAAGAUAUUAAAAAACCAUCUACUCCAGACUAUUUUAAAUUCGAUGAGGAAUCAAUUUCUGAAGCACAAAAAUUAAUGAGUCCGUCAUCUGCAAGUAAAGCAACUACACCUAAAUCAGCUCCACAAAACAAAACUUCUGAACUGAAUAAAGGUUCGGAUGAAGUAAAAUUGCGUAAUAAAGCGAAAUCCGGAAAAAAAGUAGAAAAAUCAGAUAGUGGGGAAGAUUUUUGGAAUUCGGUCGGCUCUAGAGAAACCAUUUAUUUUGAUAAACGAAAGAAAAGUUUAAUUGAGGAUUUGUGGGCAAAAAGAGAAACUCUUCUCGAAAAUGAGCAAAUUAAAGAUGUGAAAAAUAUUGAUACAAUUAAAGAAAAGGUAAAUAUACAAAAACAUGAAGAAUUAAAAGAAGCAACUAAUUAUAUAGAACCAAGUGGUCAAGCCGAAAAUAGAAGAGCCCGAUCAAAUGAAUCAGCAUUAUGCGAUAAAAGUAAAGGUAUUUUUAAACAAGACAGUCAAGAAAAAGCACCUACAAAUGACGCAUCAACCAAAAAUUCAAAAGAAGUAAAUGAUAAUAAACUAAAAAAAGCGACUGAUGCAUCGUCUACACCUAUAACACAAACAAAAGCAAAGGAAAAGUCUAAUAUACAGAAAACACAACAACUACAAGAAUCAAAUGAAUUGCCAAAAAAAUCAUCUGGGCUAGAUGCCAAGUCACCUGAAAUAAAAAAUAAAGUCGAUCAAAAUAAAAAAGAAACCCCUACAUUAGAUGUAGCUGCAUCUGAUAUCAAUAAAGCGACAAAUAUUUCUUCACCUGGAACCCCUAAAUCUCCUGGCCUAAAUAAGAUUACAACAAAUAAAAAAAUUGGUGAAAAUAAUCUCAAUAAGCAAAUAGACAAAUUAUCAAAAGUACAAUCGGAUAAAGUUAAUGACGCUAAAAGUUCCGCAUUCAAUGAACAAGGAAAAGAAAAUAAAAUUGCAUCGAAAUCAACAAUAACAAGUAAUGCAACUGAAACUAAUGCCAAAUCAAAUCUUUUAAAUAAAUCCGAAAUUGAUAAAAAUAGAAAAGAAUUUGAAAUUGGGUCAUCAAUUCAAUUGUCAACACAAGAAUCUAUUACAUCACCAGAAUCAACUCUUAACAAAGAGAAAACACCAAUCACUUCAAAAAAAUCUACAUCACAAUUAGAUGAUAAUCAGAAAUUAGCAACGGAAAAUGUUCCUAAACAAUCUUCAAAUGAUAAUUUAAUAAAUAAAGAGAAUAAAAGCUUAGAAAAAGAGAAUAAUUCUCUUUCAACAAUUUCGAAAAAUUUGACAACAUCAGAUCAAAAGAAACUUAACGAUAAAGAUAAGAUCAAAACAAAUAAGAUAACAACAACAACAAAAACAGCAAGUAAUGAUGAUGUUAUAGAAGCAGGAAAAAAUUCUACUGUUAAUAGUGACGUGAAAAAUGAUAAUAAAAUUGCAAAAAUAAAUUCAGAAAUUUCGUCUGAUGCCAAAAAUAAAAAUAAACCAGAAACUACAGCAACAACAAAAACAAAAACAUGUGACGAUAAAAUAACAACAAAAAAUAUAAAAUCCGCUACAGCUACAGCCACACCGACAGAUAAUGUUGCUGUAGCUUCUGCUACCACAUUAAAAUUGGCAAACAAUAAUAUUUCCGAUGAUAAGUCAAUAGACAACGGUGCUAGCAAUCAGAACAAGAAAAAUUUAAAGAGUGAUAGUAGUAAUUCAAAUAAUACAGAAUUAAAGAAUACUACAAAAACAUUAGAAAAACCAGUAGUGGGAGAACGUGAAUCCCUACAACUUUCAUUUAAAAAGGUUUUAAAUAAAAAUAAAGAAGCUCAGUUAGACGAAAAUAAAAAAAGUGGAAACUUACAAAAAUUCGAUACAAUACAAAAUUUAAAUGACUUUUUAUUUGAUGUUGACGCUGAAGUAAAAGAUACAAGUCAAAAAAGUAAAAGUGAUACUAGUAAUUCAUAUAAUAGUAAUAGUGGAAGUGAUUCAGAUAGUAUGAAACGUAAAGAUAAAAAACAAAAAGAAAAGGCUGCGGCUCCAGAACCGCAACCCUUCAAUCGUAAUAGAAUUAAAGUAGAACAUGCUAAGAAAUUAUUUGUUAAAGAUGAAGCAGCUAAUAAGUAUAUGUUAAUUGCAACCCCACGACCAUUAUGGAAACCAGAAAAAUUCACAAAUUAUAACAGUGAUAGUAGUGAUGACAGUGAUGAUGAAACAACUGAUACUGAAGAUGAUAGUGAAUGUGAAACAACAUCAUCUGAGGAUGAUUCUGGUGAAGAGAAUGAAUUAAAUAGAAGUGAAAAUAAUUAUUUAAUUCGUAUGAGUACAUGCAGCAAUGAUUCAGGUUUUGUUGGUGGUACAGCACCAACAAAUCCGAAAAAAAUGUUAGAAACUUCGUACACAUAUGCACAAUUCCAAAAAACUGGACGAAUUACAGCUCCAGCAACAAAUAUUCCUAGAUUUAAGAAAUAUGCAGUUGAAGACUUCCAUUUUCUAGCAGUACUUGGUAAAGGAAGCUUUGGAAAGGUUCUUUUAGCGGAGCUACGAAAUUCUGAUUAUUAUUAUGCUGUGAAAUGUUUGAAAAAAGAUGUUGUCCUUGAGGAUGACGAUGUUGAAUGUACAUUAAUUGAAAGAAAAGUUUUAGCAUUGGGUACAAAACAUCCAUAUUUAUGUCACUUAUUUUGUACAUUUCAAACUGAGAGUCAUUUAUUCUUUGUAAUGGAAUAUUUAAAUGGUGGUGAUUUAAUGUUUCACAUACAACAGAAUGGUAGAUUUUCAGAACCAAGAGCUAGAUUUUAUGCAGCUGAAAUUGUUUCGGGUUUGAAAUUUUUACAUAAAAAAGGAAUUGUUUAUAGAGAUUUGAAACUGGAUAAUGUUCUACUCGAUUUUGAAGGACAUGUACGUAUUGCUGAUUUUGGAAUGUGCAAAUUGCAAAUAUAUUUAGAUAAAACAGCUGAUAGUUUUUGUGGAACACCCGAUUAUAUGGCACCUGAAAUAAUUAAGGGUGAUAAUUAUAAUCAAAAUGUAGAUUGGUGGUCAUUUGGUGUAUUAUUAUAUGAAAUGUUAAUUGGUCAAUCACCAUUUAGCGGUUGUGAUGAAGAAUAUUUAUUUUGGUCAAUUUGUAAUGAAAUUCCAAUGUAUCCGAUGUGUUUAUCACAAGAAGCGACCAAUUUAUUAAAAGCGUUAUUAGAAAAAGAUUCAACAAAAAGAAUAGGAUCUCAAUAUAGUCCACAAGGUGAUAUAUUAGUCCAUCCAUUUUUUGCUCCAAUUGAUUGGGAAUUAUUAGAGAAACGUCAAAUUGAACCACCAUUUAAACCGCAAGUUAAACAUCCAUUGGAUACAAAAUAUUUUGAUAAAACAUUUACACGCGAAAGAGUACGUUUAACACCAAUUGAUAAAGAGAUUUUACAUUCAAUGGAUCAAGCACAAUUUCAAGGAUUCUCUUAUACAAAUCCAAAUGCAACAUUGGAUUAAAUUCUACAAUAUAUUUUAUAUAUAUAUAUAAAAAAAAACAAAA